CCAAGCAAUAUGCUGUUGAAAGUCUAUUCGCUUCAAAAUGCUGAGAGUGGAUUGGGAAGUGAUUACUUGAAGAGGAGGAAUGUAAUGCGAGUUAGGGCUGGCGGGGAACAGUUCCUUUUACAGGCGAGCAGUAUGAUGGAGGUCGUGAAUUGGGUUGAGGCGUUCCAAGCUGCGACAAAUGUGGCUCUCGAUUUGGAUGAGAGGCCUAUGCCGAAAUUGCCUCCAUUACCGAGG
Molecule: messenger RNA, 234 nt
Organism: Cantharellus anzutake
Lineage: Eukaryota; Fungi; Basidiomycota; Agaricomycetes; Cantharellales; Hydnaceae
Exons: 2
Source: RefSeq, a predicted model, not a curated record